AUGGCCAGCUCCCCUUCACCGCGACCAGGCAGCUCCCUCUCCUUCCACGCGCCUCCCUCAGGGUCCACCUGUAUCGGGUCGCGACGCGAAUCCUCCAAACACGGUGAUCCUGCAUCACUAAGCGCUUCGCCCUUGAACCGCGUAGAGGAGAACAUCGGGAGAUUAUCUGCCGAAUCGUUCAUGACGCAACGCUGCACUGGCGGCGGCCAUCCGCGUCACUCCUCAACUCUGACUUUAGCGUCCGCGUCGUUCGCGGACAACGCCGGGCCGAGCUCUCCCGACGAGGUUCCUGUUCGGAUAGGCUCCUCGAUCGCGAGCAAGUUCACUCCAGAGAAAGCCCGCCUGCUGCGCCAGAAGAUGCGCGAAAGCGAGUCGUACCACGACAGGAUGUAUCACUCGGCUCUCUCUGAAGAAACACUUAUAAUUAGGUACUGUACCAUCACUCCAAGGUCUGGUAUAUAG
Messenger RNA from Closterium sp. Yama58-4, 462 nucleotides. Lineage: Eukaryota; Viridiplantae; Streptophyta; Zygnematophyceae; Desmidiales; Closteriaceae. The record is from the annotation of a GenBank genome assembly.